AUGUUUUUUUAUGAAGAAGAAGGUGAAGGUGGGAAUUACAAAAGUCAAAUUGAUGUCGAUACGCCUAGUACCAAUAUUGAGCCGGAGCCUAGUACAAACGAAAACCAUGAAAACCAUGAGCUGGAGUCGGAACAAACUGAUACCACUAACACUCCAGAUGUUACUAAUAUCCCAGAUGUCGAUUUCGAUUCUGGGAAUUCUGAUGUUGUCUUGCAGGAUAUGAAUGAAGAAGGAAGCGGAAGGCGUUACCCAGUGAGGAUCAAUCGAGGCCAACCAAAGAAACAAUAUGUACCUGACUUAAAAGCAAAAGCAAAAUACCCCAUUGGGAAUUUUGUAUCACACCACAGGCUGUCAGAUACUCACGCCCUAAGGGUAGAGAAAAUGUCAUCUGUUACUAUUCCAAGAGAUGUACAAGAAGCUCUAAGAGAUAUCAAACAUGUGCAUCUACAUGUAAAAGUUGGAAGAAAAAACCCAAUCUUGUGGUUCUCGUGCUUACAUCGAUCUCGAUCUCGAUCUCGAUCAUCCUCCACUUAUCGAACGCCAUCAGCUGAUUCUGUCGAUCUGACGAAAGUUAGGACAUGGCCUUGGUUACAACCGCGGAAACGCCAAGUGUUCUCGGGUCCCGUUGUCACUCUCAAAGUCUUCGAAGACAAUGUUUUAGUGCGUGAGUUUCUAGAAGAAAAGGGAAAUGGGCGCGUUCUAGUGGUUGACGGUGGUGGAAGCUUACGGUGUGCUAUACUGGGCGGCAAUCCCGUGGUGCAAGCCCAGAAUAACGGGUGGGCCGGCAUUGUGGUCAAUGGGUGUGUACGCGAUGUUGAUGAGAUUAAUAGUUGUGAUAUUGGUGUGAGGGCACUUGCGUCUCAUCCGGUGAAGGCGAAUAAGAAGGGGAUUGGGGAGAAACAUGUGGCGGUUAUGAUUGGCGGGACUAGGAUUUCGGAUGGGGAGUAUUUGUAUGCGGAUACGGAUGGAUUUUGA
Molecule: messenger RNA, 975 nt
Organism: Lactuca virosa
Lineage: Eukaryota; Viridiplantae; Streptophyta; Magnoliopsida; Asterales; Asteraceae
Source: the annotation of a GenBank genome assembly